This is a messenger RNA of Erythranthe guttata (spotted monkey flower), 1440 nucleotides long. NCBI's taxonomy places the organism in Eukaryota, Viridiplantae, Streptophyta, Magnoliopsida, Lamiales, Phrymaceae. The record is from RefSeq and is a predicted model, not a curated record.
AUGGCCCUGCACAUGCAAAAUCCAGCCGUCCAUUUUAAGCAAGAUUACACGUGGACUGAUCCAGAAAAAUAUAUUAUUAAUGGCGAUCAAUGCCGAUCGCGGAUUGGUUUUUUAAUUGGCAGUGGUGGUGGUGGUUCGUCGAUUAGAAGGAGCUUGAAGAUGAAAGCCGAUGCGAAGAAAACGAACGUGGAAACGGUGAACGGGAAGAGAGUUAAUGGAGUUGUUCGUGUCGAUGAUCGUGAUCAAAAUGAUGGGAUUAAAUUUAUUGAAAAUGGGACUAGUAAUAAUAUGGAUUUAUCGAAAAAUAUUGGAGAAAAUAAUAAUAAUGUGAUGAAUAAUGGGUACUUGCUCGGAAGAUUUGCGGAGGAUCGGUUUGUUUUCCGGCAAUCGUUCGUUAUUAGGUCUUACGAAAUCGGUCCCGAUAAAACUGCCACCAUGGAAACCCUAAUGAAUCUCCUCCAGAUAUUUAUUUCGGCACGUGCAAAUAAAUUGGUGCAGGAGACGGCACUGAAUCAUGUAGCGAAUUCCGGAGUGGCCGGAGACGGUUUCGGGGCGACCCGUCAGAUGAGCAUCCGGAAACUGAUUUGGGUCGUCACUCGAAUACAAGUACAAAUUGAAAAAUACAGCUCUUGGGGAGAUGUUGUGGAAAUAGAUACAUGGGUUGAUGCAGCCGGUAAAAACGGAAUGCGCCGCGACUGGAUUAUUCGAGAUUAUAACACCCGAAAAAUCAUUACUCGAGCUACCAGUACAUGGGUGACUAUGAACAGAGAAACAAGAAGGUUGAGUAAAAUCCCAGAUGAAGUAAAAAAUGAGCUUCUGCCCUUUUACCUCAAUAGAGCUGCCAUUGCUACAGAAAAUACCGAUCGAGAAAAGAUCGAAAAACUCACCGAUGAUACUGCUGAAAGAAUUCGAACAGGCCUAGCUCCCCGAUGGAGCGACAUGGAUGCAAAUCAACACGUAAACAACGUCAAAUACAUCGGAUGGAUUUUGGAGAGUGUGCCGAUAAAUGUUCUAGAAGAUUAUAAUAUGACGAGCAUGACGUUGGAAUACAGGCGUGAAUGCAGACAGUCAAACGUACUUGAAUCCUUAACAACAAUUAAACCUCGAACGAAAACAAAUGAUUUAGAAUGCACGCAUUUGCUUCGUAUGGAAGAUGACAAUGCUGAGAUCGUUCGAGCGAGAUCGGUGUGGCAGGUCAAGAAAAAAUAGAUUAUAUCUUUUUUUUAUUUUUUUUUGCAGCUAAGUAGUAGUUGGUUAAUAUAUAUCAAUGAUUUUUAAUUUGUUUGCAUUUGCCGACUCUGUUGUAAUUUAAUUUUUGAAUUUUUGUUAGGAGUGGAAGUUUGAUUUAUGUUCUUUAUAAUUUAUUUGGCUUAUAUGUACUUGUAAACUUUCACAUUAAGCUGGCUUUGAACUUAAAUAACAGAGCUUCUAUUUAAAUUA